CAACCAGCUGAUGACAUUUCAUUCAGUUUGCAUCGCGGAAUCGCAAAAACACCAACGAUGGCUCGUUACGUCGGUCUGGACAAGCUGGGCAAGCUGAUGAAGUACGUGUCCGACAACGGUGGCAUCCGGGCCAGUUUGUACAAGCUUUACAGGAUGGACGAGAUGAAAGCCGGCCGGAUGGUGGGCCAGGACAAGUACGGCAACAAGUACUUUGAGGAUCCGUCCCAGUUUUACGGUCGCAACCGGUGGGUUGAGUACGCGCCCCACUUCAACCUGGAGUACGACGGCUCGCAGAUUCCGGCCGACUGGUUCGGAUGGAUGCACUACAAGACGGACCUGCCGCCGAACCGGGACGGUAGCCGUGCGCAGUACCCCUGGAUGAUGGACCACAGCGAGAACCUGUCCGGAACCAAGAAUCAAUAUAUGCCGUACUCGACAACCCGCCCGAAAGUUGAAGCCUGGGAUCCGAAAAAGGCGUCCAAAUCGGAAUAAGCACAUGAUUUGUUGUGUGGUUUUUUUUUAGCGAAUAAAGGCUGCUUAGCAAAAAAGAGCUCCAUUGUGAAUGUAA
Molecule: messenger RNA, 568 nt
Organism: Culex pipiens pallens (northern house mosquito)
Lineage: Eukaryota; Metazoa; Arthropoda; Insecta; Diptera; Culicidae
Gene: ND-B17.2
Product: NADH dehydrogenase [ubiquinone] 1 alpha subcomplex subunit 12
Exons: 4
Coding region: 58-492 (144 amino acids)
Biological process (GO): mitochondrial respiratory chain complex I assembly; response to oxidative stress
Cellular component (GO): membrane
Source: RefSeq, a predicted model, not a curated record